CGCCUGUCGGAUUGAGAUUUGAGACUGACUUCUGAAUGAGGUGUGAAUUGAGUUUAAAAAACGUUUACGGAUAAAAAUUCCCUAUUAAAUUAAACUUUAAAGCGCACGGGAGAGAAUAAUAAUACUAAGGGUGCAACAAAUAAUUCGAAGCUUAGUUUAAGAACAUACAACUUGAAUAAUAUAGACAAUCAUGUUCAAUAUAGCUGCAAAACGUAUAAUAAAAGAGAUCAAAGAAGUUAUUAAUGGUGAUCAGGUUGAAGAUGCUGCUCUCAAACUUGAGUUGGUGAAUGACAAUUGGAUGGAUCUUCGAGGUGAAUUUAAGGGACCACCAGAUACACCAUAUGAGGGUGGAGCAUUCAAACUAGAAAUAAAAGUUCCAGAAACAUAUCCUUUUAACCCACCAAAGGUACGAUUCAUGACAAACGUUUGGCAUCCUAAUGUAUCUUCAGUGACCGGCGCGAUAUGCUUAGACAUUCUAAAAGACCAAUGGGCGGCAGCACUUACCUUAAGAACAGUAAUGCUUUCAAUACAGUCAUUAUUAGCUGCAGCUGAGCCAAAUGACCCACAAGAUGCAGUUGUAGCAACACAGUAUAAAGAAAAUCCAGAGUUGUUUGCCAAAACCGCAAAACAUUGGACAAAUAUUUAUGCAGGAGGCCCUAAUCAUGUUUGGGAAUUUAAUCGUAAAGUGGAAGUCCUAAUUGAUAUGGGAAUUGAGGAACACAAAGCGAGAGUAGCACUUUCCACUAAUGAUUGGGACAUUGAAAAGGCUACAGAACACCUCUUUAGUUAAACAUAUAGUCAAAAUACAUAAUUUAAUGUACUUAAGUUACAAAGAAUAUCAAUUUUCCCUGGCUCACAUGUUCAGAAUUUCCAAUUUAUUUUUUAUAUUGUUUUUUGACAAUUUUGUUUUAAUGAUUUGAUUUAAAGCAGUUAUUUAAUAGCUAACACCUCACCUAACUAUCUAUGUACCCAGAUAUGCCCAGGAUCUACAGACCAAUGUGAAGGUUCAUUCAUGAUUUAUAAUUAGUCUAUUUAUAUGAGCUAGAAGUUUUACCCACUGGUUAGGUUGCGUAUGAUUUUUUUAAUGAAAAUAUGGGACGAGGCGAGCAGGUCGUUCAGCUGAUGGUACUUGAUACGUCCUGCCCAUUACAAUGCAGUGCCGCAUGUUGAAAAACCCCAAAAAUUCUGAGCGGCACUACAAUUGCGCUCGUCACCUUGAGACAUAAGAUGUUAAGUCUCAAUUGCCCAGUAUAAAUAAUAAUAGUAAUAUUUCACUAGCUACGGCGCCCUUAACACCGAAACACAGUAAUUCUUACACAUUAAUGCGUCACGGCAGAAAUAGGCCCCAUAAUAGUACCCAUAAUCUAGCCAGCAUCUUGUACAAAGGAGCCUCCCACUGAUGGAAUAACGUUGCUGAACUACUAUAAGGUCAGAAAAAAACACUAAGCGUAUUUUCGAAAUUUCACAAUUUUUAAUCAUCAACAACUACUGCAACAAAUCCAUUAAUGUCCCAAAUUUUAAUUGCGACUCGUGAGUCAUUAGAGCUACUCAAUUUGGGGAACCGGUAAAUAUUUAAAAAAAAAUGAGGUAAUCUGUUUUAUUUAUUUCAACAAUGCUUUUGCUUGCUCUUUUUAAUGAUAUUACAUCCAGCCAGACGAGAAUUAAUAGUGCAACAAAAGAUAUACAUACAUAAUAUGAUAAGUUUUUUAUCAGACAUUUAUAAUAAACAACUCAUGUGAUUGUCUUCUUUUACAAACUAUACUCGAAAUAUGGAAGAUACUACUAAUCACACCAUAAUAAGCUUUUAUGAUUAUAUACAUCAAUAAGUAGCAAUGUGAAACAUUUAUUCAGUUCAUAUUCGAUUCGGACAGCGGCAGUAGACACACGACUCAGAGGAAAAGUGUGCUUACUUGCUUGUCUUUAAGCACACUUUUGCCGUUCCGCUAUCAGACUUCAAAUGAUAUGUUCCUAUACCAAGAACGUCAUUGCUGAUAACAUAUACUAUUCAUAUACCGAAAUAUUGUUUGUUUGUCAUAUUAUUAACACACUGUUAUUGAGUAGCAGUAUGCAAUGAUUCCGUCCACUGGGAUAAUUGGGGUUUGGUUAUCUCACAGACUUAGAAUAUACUAGGCGUAUAGACGAUCUGACAGCCCGAUAAUUUAUCGACAAUUUUUGAUUUGUCAAUAUGUGCCUUACGGCCGUUCCCAAUAUUCAGUCUAUCUCAAGAGAUAAAAAUCUUAACUAUCGUUGACUUUUCUGUUCAGCUUCAGAUUAUUGACAGAUAAAUACUGACAGUAGAAGGUAGUAAUUUAUCUCUUAUCUGUAGAUAGUAUAUUGGGAACGGCCGUUAGCUACCUGUUAAUUAAAAUAGUAACGAGCUUAUGACAAACAUGGCUAACUGUUUACGACUUUUCAAUCUAAAUAGGUUUCAGUAAUAAUGAUUCUCUUUCCUUUAUGUCUUGCCGUAUCUCUGUUAGAUUCUUCUUCUCUCUCGCACACUUUCUUUGUCAAUACGCUUGUAUUUUAAGUCUAUGAGUGAUCUUGGUUAGGUUGUCUGUUAGCUAUAACAAUUAUAUAGUUGAUUAAUUGAGCAACUAUUCGGACAAAACUGUACCAAAUCUUUAAAUUAUAAUUUGGUAGUAUAUAAUACAGGGCUAUUGGGAAAUAUAUGAGUAGGUAAGAUUGAUUGUAAUAGUAUAAAUAUACUUGCUUUAUCCAGUCAUCAGAACAGUGUGAGUAGUUUAAUAUUUAAUUAGAUCAAUGUUCUAUAUACAAAAUUUAAGACUUUUCUGCAUACAUUUAAUGAUAAAAUAUCCAUUGUUUAGAACUGUUGUUGUAGUAGUUAAAAACUAUGUUAAAUUUUACGCUUAAAGUAACAGUUACAAGAGAAUGUUAUAUAUUUAUUAAAUUUAAAACAGGCAUAUAAUAGAUUCAUACUAAGUUAUUACUACUUUCACUGUUUUUGCUGUAUACUGGAUGCCUAAAAGCAGCAGCCUUAAAUAUGUAUGUGUGAUACGUGCAGUUCAUGUUAAUAGUAUUAAAUUUAUAAAGAUAAAUGUUAUUUAUAACUGCAAUAGUGAAAUAAACUUAUAUAUCCAGCUUGUAAUGAAAUAAAUACAUUUGUUUAUUACAAAUGAUAAUAAUAUAUGUAAAAUUAUUUGAAAUGUAUUAUAUAAUGUACAUAAAAAUUGUUAUUUUUAAGAAGAUAAACAUAAUAAAAUGCUUUUUCUGGCAACAUUUGACAACAAAUAUCGUAGAUAUUUUUAUAUUACCUAAUUGCAUAAAUUGUAAAGUACAUAAAAUAGCAAAUGUAACGAUAGGAUUAAAAGCAUAUUAUGUUUUUCUUAAUACACAGCCCAAUCUGCAUAAAGCAUUGAUUUAUGCACAAAUUUAAACAGGGCUAUUGUGACUGGUUGCAUUCGGUUUAUUGUUAUAGUAAAAUAAACCAUAUUUUUGCUUAGUUCUAGUUAUUAUGGAUUGUAUACAUUUGUUAUUAAAUUACUUUAGAACAUUGUUAGUUGUGAUAUAAUAAUAUAACACAAUGAGAACAUAUAAUAAUAAUAUAUAUAUCCACAUUAUAUCAAUGCCCAUAAGUUUUAUAGUCAAUUUAUUUGUGGUGUAUUUUUAGGCCAAGAGCUGAUGAAUUUAAUUCCAUCACAAUAUAGCUGAUUAUAGUGAGAAAUUUGACAUACUAAAUACUUUAAAUUCCAAAUUACAUUGCAUAAAAAUUAUUGAACAAUAUUCGAUAAAAAUAAAAAGGUGUGAGAUACACCUUUUUAUUUUUUCAAAUUUGAUUAUUACUUUAUUCAAUUAUAUUUGUUGCUAUUUCUUGUGAAAGCUGAUUGGUUUCUGAAUAAUUUAAUUACCUAUUUUGAUAAAUAUAAUAUAAAUAUUCUCAUGAU
Leptidea sinapis is the source of this 3902-nucleotide messenger RNA. It is a transcript of the gene Ubc4, whose product is annotated as ubiquitin-conjugating enzyme E2-22 kDa. The record is from RefSeq and is a predicted model, not a curated record. Gene Ontology annotation, molecular function: protein binding. The transcript is spliced from 3 exons. NCBI's taxonomy places the organism in Eukaryota, Metazoa, Arthropoda, Insecta, Lepidoptera, Pieridae. The coding region runs from base 191 to 790 and encodes 199 amino acids.